GUUGAUGUCAAUUUAUUUAUAAAGCACUUUUUAAGGAUCAAGAACACAGCAUUCAUUCUUCAAAAGAUGAAACUCUGUGACUUCACUUUUGGACAGAUUUACCUUUUGCUCCAGUGUAAAUCCACCUGCUUCUCCGUUCUGCUGCGUUCCAGGUAAUAAACGCCAUAGAGCAGGACUUCAGACUGCCAGCUCCCAUGGACUGCCCGGUGGUGCUGCACCAGCUGAUGCUGGAUUGCUGGCAGAAAGACAGAAAUGCAAGGCCAAAGUUCUCUGACAUUGUCAGCAUGUUGGACAAAAUGAUCCGCAACCCUGCGUCUCUCAAAGCCGGCACCAGCAACAUGGCUCCUGGUCCUUCCCAUCAUCCUUUGUUAGACCGGGGAGCUCCGGACCUGAGCAGGGUGAGCUCGGUGGAGGACUGGCUGGCUGCUCUGAAGAUGACCCAGUAUAGAGACUCCUUCAUCGGAUCGGGGUUCACAUCUUUGCCCCUGGUCACACAAAUCACAGCUGAGGAUCUGGAGAGGAUUGGAGUGUCUCUUGCAGGACACCAGAGGAAAAUCCUGACCAGCGUUCAGUCGAUGAGGCACCACACUGAUGACCAGUCCCCCACUGAAUCUGUGUAGCCAUGGGUGAAGAAACACUUUGAUAUAUUUGAGUCUGUGAGCGAACAGACUUCUUUCUCACAAGUUUACUUAUUCUGAAGAUCUGUUAUUUUCCUUCACAAUCAUUAAAAACCCAUUUUAAAGACUCCAUUAAUGAUCUUGCAAUCAGUGGAGAUAUUUCUUACGGUAUUUAGCCUCUGACGUUGGAAUCCCACCCCUCUGGAAAUUUUCUGUACAGGUUUUAUUUGUUGACCAGACUGAAGACAGCGAAGAGCAACACUGUGGAGAAAGAAAACGACUGUCUGAUCUGAAGGUUAUCUCCUGAAAGGAAAGAAGAAAAACCCCAAAUUCUGCUUGCAGGAUAACUUUGACUUCAGCCCCUUCGCUCCACAAGCCAUUUUCAUCAAACUCAAUCGUUUAAGGAGGACAGGGUGUGUUUUUUUUUAUUUGAGGAUGAAUCAAACUAAGAAACUGCACUGUAAGAAGAAACUAGCUGAGGAGAUGUUUGUGUGAAUGGACAAACUGGACCAAAAGCCUGUCAGAAAAUGUUUCUGGAUGCAGGAGCGACAGCAGGCCUUCUUGUUUCCAGCAUGUUGUGUUGUGAGUAUUUAUUUCAUUGUGUCUGUGAAAACUACAACCAUUUGAAUCUGGACUGUUUAAAUGGGACCUUUUUGAAUCGAUCUUCACAUUGAAGAGUUAGUAAAUAUCGUUAUUUGGGAAUUUCUUCCCUCGUUGUUCAUUUACUUAAGCCUUUGCAACGUUACUGGAGUAUUUGUGAUCUUUUGGUGAUUUACUUUCCAUUUUAUUCGUCACUAUAGUGUAAACUCUAAAGUGUUGUUGACUGGAGACAACAAACACUUCCCAGUGCUCAGACAGAUGGCCCACAUAAAAUACAUAAUUCACACUUUUAAUGGAUGUUUUUGGGUCGCAUCAACGUCCCGAGAGGGAAAGUAAAUAUGACGGUACGGCUGGAUGACAACAUGCAUAAAGGCACAUGUCAAUGUAUUGUGGAAAGUUUGACCUGAACAUAUGAUAUACCUGCAUUAAACACAAAGUAAUCUGAUAUUUUAUUUAAAUUUUAAUGCUUGUGGCUAACAGCUAAUGAGCUACAAUAUCAUACAAAACCUACAUAAACUGACUGUCAGUGCAGAAAUGCUGUCCUGAUGAAAUGUGGUGAAUGUAGCAGGAAGAUGUGAUUUUCAUACGAUAUUUAUGAUUUUAUAUAAAUUUCAUGGCCAAACCAUUUGAUUUCUGAAUGAAAAAUCUUUUUUCUUUUUUUUUUUUUUUUUACUUACUUACUUACAGAAUAUUUACAUCUUCAGAGAAACUGAAUACUGGAUUUACAGUUAUUGGUCAUAAUUAUUAAAAUUAACUGAAGAUGCUGGAAAUGUAUCACUCCAUGAAAUGAAUAGUUAAUACAUGAUACAUGAUCUAUCACUUUUUGAAUUAAGGCAUUGACCUGCAUCGAUUUGUUUAUAAUAUUCUAAUUCAUUGUUAUGCGCCUGCAUAAGCUCAGGCAUUGAUUUCCCACCUACAAAGUAAAUCAAUUACCUGCUAUAUCCUGAGGUGUGGAGGAAGAAAGCAGCUUAAAGGACUGAGGGUGUGAAGUGAGACAAUAAGAGCCGUCCACGAUAUCUCAGAGGAGGUAUUGUGUUCCCAUGUUCGUGUGUUUUGGCUGCAGAUCCUAAAUCUGAAAGCCAGUCAAGUGUUAAUGCAGUGCAUGAACCAACCAGAAAUCUGGCGUUCAUCUUCUGUCCAUGACAAAUCUCAGCUCUGUCUAAAGUGUGUGGCUGGAAUCCAGAUGGAAAUCUUCCUCCUGCAGCAGGCAGUCUGGCUACACUUCCUGCAUCCUUUUUUUUUUCCAUUUAAAGGCUGUUGGACACGUCUUUGUUAUCAGAGUUUGUUCAACACUGACGCCUCUGAUUAAAACUGUUGGAGUAGUUUGUAGAUCAAAUAGGGUCAAGCGACCUAUUUGUGUUCUCAUCUGCGGACAGCAACUUUUUUAACACACACAGAAUUGAUUUGCUACAGUGAAGAUAAUGCAGCCGGUACAUGUGCUGAUUGUUUGUCCCGUUUCAGUCGUUAAUGAGAUGUUUGAUUCUCUUGUGAACGAGGCCUGAUCUUAUUGUGGAGAAGAAGUGCUUUUAUCUCAGCACGGAGCGGAUUACCAGCUGUGAAACAACUGCAGUCUCCAACCCAAACCUCCGGCAUCUCAAGGAUUACCCUUCAGUUGCUCUGAUUGGGUGUUAGGAUUUUACUCGUCAUCGGCUGCGAGCCCCGAUUCACAGCGACAGGAAGUGGCUCUGUUUGCUCUCACCAGCACAAACUCUGCCUGUGUUUGUCUCUCAGCACUGCUCCCUGUUGCUUCGGCCUCUUUGUUUCUGAACAUUGUGACUUUGGAAUGUCAGAACCUCCAAAAAUGUUCAGUUUCCACUUUUUUUCCCCCCCUCACUCAUACUCUGUCCUCACGGCGCAACCGCAAUUGCGUUUGUUGCCUGGCAACGGCAGCUUAUUGAACAUUUUAUCAGGAAGUAUUGAGAUCAACUGGGAGCACGUCAGCGGUUCAGAGGAAUAAUUAGUUGUAAAUAGAUGCCUGUGGAAAAACAGGCUCAGCAGUAGCUAGGGGGUUUAAUAAAGAAUGAGACAAGUAGUGUGGCUAAAAGCUCAAACUGAAUGCUGCCUAAAAAUGUCACGCACAAGAAAAGAAAGCUGUGAAAACGGGCAUCAUAAAACACGCGUUUCCAGGCACUUUAAACCACUUAUGUUACUUUUAUCUCCUUUUAGAUGUGUGCUUUACAGGAAGUCUGACUGGUUAGCAUGUCAGUGUGAACUAAAGAUGACAGGAAUAUAAGUUCAUGUGUUAAGUUUGACUGUGACGACUUGAUGCCCUCCACAAGUUACAAAUGAAUAAAGUAAAGAGAAAUUCAGAUUUUUAUUGCAGCAGCUAAAAAUUUCACCCUGAGAAAUGUUAGAAAAUCCAACCUUUAUUUUAAGAAUAGUUAUUAAGUUGGAAAAAGUCUGGCAUUUAGAUUAAAGUUACUGUCAUACCUAACAACUUCUUCAACAUAAUUUAAAUGUAAAUCAAUCGUUUUCAUUGAUCUCUGUGUUUAGAAACAUUUUAUUAGUAAUACAAGAUUUCCUGUCAGUCACUUCAUCACGACGUCAUCCGAGUAGAGCAGGCAUAAAUAAAUCAGAAAACAACAAAACAUCCACAGUCAGAGUAAUAAUCAAAAAGUUUAAAGCAGACCUAGGAAGAGCUAAACUGGGGUAUUUUAUUCAGAGAUAGAUCAUUUACUGCAGUCUUGUUCCUGAGUCGUUCUUAAAAGAUAAAUCCAUAAACACUGAUGUCAGUGAAAAUAAGAGAUUAGUUUAAAUGUUUGUAUGUAAACAAGACCUAAAGCACGCAGAGCUGAAACACUCUGUAAUUAUAACUGGAUGUCUGGGUUCCUGCUGUGUCUACUGCAGGCUGAAAUACACGUUUGAGAAGUUUUUCAAUAUUUCCACCAAAAGGAAAUAUUGUGAGGUUAUUUUUGUCCUAUUUUAAAAGGAAUGUGCUGUAAAUCAUUUGAUAGUGUCGAGUUUUCUCAUAGAGCAAUGAAGAAAUUACAAGAACAGCCCAGUUUAUGCAUCAAAAUGCAUGGAGUGUUUAUUAUCAGGGACUAAUAAGAAAAUACCUAAAAUCCCAGCAUGCAUUGAGCUGGAUGACAGCUGCAAAGACAAGUCAACACAAUCUUUGAAGUUUGUUAUUAUAACUUUACAUUUGUCAUACAAAUUCAUUUUCUUUGUCUUGGACCGUUGAGAACUGGAUCAUUAAGUCUGAGUUUAGUUUUUCUUUUGCCCUCUUAACCUUUUAUACAUACCGCUGUAUUCUUAAGCAGUAAAUAAAUUCACCAUCAGAGCUCAAUGUUUAAAAUUUGGACUUUUGUUUGGAUUCAUCCUCCAAACCUCAGUCAGUCUGUGUUAAAGCAAAGGGAACUGGAGCUGCAUUUGCACCUUCAGGCAGGUUGUUGGUGUGACGAAUCAAAAAUAGAGCUUUCUAAAUGCUAGCAUUUUAUAAGUAGCAGUAAAGUGAUACAGUCACUUUGACUGGUUUAGGCUUUUUACUGUAGAAAGAAAUGACCUAAAUUGAUUCAGAAACGUCUUAAAGUGUCCAACCAGUGAUGGCCGACUUCACACUGUUUACAACCCAUUCCUGCUUCACACAGACAGAAGGAAAAGCAUCUACUGGUAUCCAUAAAACUCAAUGGAAUAAUAGACGUGUUGAACAUUAUAGGAGAAAAUAAGGAAUUAAAUGUGAAUAUGUUUAGAAAUGCAAAUGAACUUCCUUCUGUUCAUCCAUCCAUUUUUCAAAGACUUAAGUCCUAAACUGACUCAAAUGAUCCUGAAAAGACAUUUUGGAAGACUAUGAUUUUUUUGUAAUUUUAUUUCUUUUGUUUUUUAUUUUGUUAUGAGCGAUGUGGUUUUUACCCCUAUAGGCCCAUGGGAGCGCCUGUUUCUCUUUGAGAAGAGUAGAAACAGUAACGACUUACCAAAACUCCUUAAAAACAUGAUGGAUUUUUGCAUUUUCUUUAAAAGAGCCAAACAGGGGGCACAAGAUGGGCUAGACAUGUUGACAAAGUUGCAGCUCAUGAAAGAGUCUCAAACCUUCUACUAAAAACCACAGGAUAUCUAAACAGUUUGUCAAAACUUCGUUUGAAGUCAUCAUCUUGUUGAGAAAGAUUUAUUAUUCAUAAUUCUGCUCACUUCUUUGCUAAUUAGAUGAGUUGAACAUUCCUCCUGAUAGAAUCAAAAGACGGUUGUUUCAUCCCGUCACUUGGCAAGUUUUUUUUUUAAUUGUAAACCGAUUUCCGAACACUUUCAAGCACCAACUUCCCAGAUGGCUCCUUGUGAAAAACCAUCUGCUGCAUCACUUUAGUUCAGUAUUACAAAGCUGUAUGUUUGACUCAACUGCUGCUGCUGCAUGACACACUUUGCAUAUGAGAUCAGCUGGAGGAGAAUAUUAAAGACAAAACACACGAGCGACGUUCUGGGACGGUGAACUCGGUGGCCGGUACUUUGUGGACGCUACUCUCGCUAAACGUAGAGUUUGCAUGAUGAACUACUUCUGAGUAUAAUAGCGGACUAAUAAAUGCUUUGCAUAGUGACUGCUUUGAGUAUGCGCAGGCAAUUGGAUGCUUUAAUUUCCCAGCAGUGCUCCCUGCCUCUGCUGUUUCAUUGCUGUGCUCUGUGGCGUGUUACUGCCACCUGGAAUAACGCUGAAGCAUUGGCAGGAAUGUAAAUCACACCACUCAUGUGUGUUUGUGUUUGUAGGGGGAGAAAAAAUGAGAAAUGUCUCAUAAAAAUGUGCAGAGACGUGAAUUUAGAGCACAUCUAUUGUUUUAAGAUGAAAGCAAAAGAUGAGAUCCUCUGCUUGUGAUAUAGGAUGUAAUUAUGUAACAGCUCUGCGGCUACGGAGCUUUUGCUGAACUUGCUACUCUGUAAGUACGGGCAGGAACUAAGCAGUUACUGUGGAUAUCUUUUGCAGGACCUCAACUCCUUUCCUUUGUAAAAUGUCAACAUUUUAUGCAACUGCAAUUCAUCCUUGUAUGCUGGGAUUACUGUCAGCGGGGACCGCGAGGAAAGAUGUUUCUCACUUCCUGUCUGAAUGGCAGCAGCAGACAAAAAGCCCUCCCUGUGUGAUUCAGAUGGCCUGACAGCUAAACCUGACAUUUGCUGCAGAUAUUUUAGAUAAAACCCCAAAAGGAACAACAGUUCAAAUCCGAAAAUAAAAAAAGCUACAAAACAACAACAGUCUGCUCUAAAUACUUAUGGAUGGAUUUAACUUUUUAUUUGAAGUGUUUAGCUUAUUAGACUGUUCUGGCUGCUGUUUUAGCUACUCAACUGAGACUAGAACCGAAAGAAGGUUAGAUAUAAUGUGAGGAAAAAGGGAAUAGAAGAGACAAGGAUGAGGAGAGACUGAAAAAGGUGGGAGGGAAGGAGAAGAGAGCGGCAAAGCCCAGUUGUUUGAAUAAAAAUGAGGCUGGGCGUGGAGAGAUUACUCUUUCUUUUUUGUCUUUCCGUCUGUGCGUUCCCAUCCACCUUCUCCUCCUAAUGCCAACAGUUUACUCUGCUUCCAGUCCACAUCCCCACAGCCUGCUUUGAACAGUUUGAAGGAAAGGAAGUCGUUCUAUUUUAGAUGGAAUCUUCUAAAAAGAAAAAAAAAACAUUUUGAACUCGUAUCUCCUGAGCUACACUGGCACAUAUCCUUUUUUUUUUUUUGUUUUAUCAGAAACCCCUGCAGUAUUUCAGUUUUGUUUUUGAUUUUAAGUGUUUAAAACUCUCAACCUGCUUUUCCUCCUGGUGCAUUUCCUGUCUAGAUUCAUCAGAGUAAACUUACUCAUGCACAGCACAAACAAAAAUGUUAAUUUUACAGAUUUUAAGACUUUAUCCUCUCCAAAAGAAAGCAUUUUUUUUCUCAGAGUUUUGACCAUAGGGUGUUUUUUAACAGUUUUAAAAAAGAAAAUUAAAUUUGAUUUAUACAUCUCUCAAUAAGGCUAGUAAUUCCUAUUUUGUCCUCUUGAGUUUUUCACACGUUAUUUUACUGUUUUCUUUUGCUUAAAACAAAUGAAAAUGUCAGCAUGCCUAUUCAUCCAAUAAAUAUAAAAUAUUCUUUAUAACUAAUUAGUACUUCAUGGCACAAUCUCAAUAUGAUAAAAAUAAUAACAUCUAAGUUUUAGUACAGCUUCACAAAGACACAAGCACGACUGUCGAGCAUUAAUCACUAAAAUAUUCUAAAACUGCAAAAAGCUAUAAUAAUAAAUAUAGGUAUGAACUAUGUUUUCUAAACUGUGAACACAAUAAUUCAUUUUACAAAAUAUUGAAUUACUUUGCUGUUUAAGUUUUAAAAUGUUUUGUAAAUUUAAGUUCAAUUCAAACUGUCUUAUACACGACUCUGUUUUCUAUUUCUAAUUUUCUCAUGCUGAUGUAUUUUUGUUCUCCUUGCUUGCCAUACUUCUUAUGUCUGUAAAGUAAAAUUUCUCUUAAAAAAAAAGAAAAAAUGGUUAAUUGUAUUUUGCCUUUCUAUGUUUGCCUACAAUUGCUGUUCCACUUGUUGGCGGCUCGUCUGUUGAGCGUCCCACUCUGCUGUAAUAUAACUCUGUAAUAUAAGGGGAGUUUGCACACACGUGCAUUUUGUGUGGCUGUAACAUGACGUGUGGGUGUGCUGUUGUUCGGUGUACAGUAACAUGUUUGUACAUUGUGUGUUUGUAGCUGUGGACUUUUUGACUCUUACAUUUACAAUGAACUGAUUGUCAAUAAAGAGGACAAACUGAA
Poecilia latipinna (sailfin molly) is the source of this 7910-nucleotide messenger RNA. Its product is annotated as ephrin type-B receptor 1-B-like. The transcript is spliced from 3 exons. Lineage: Eukaryota; Metazoa; Chordata; Actinopteri; Cyprinodontiformes; Poeciliidae. Gene Ontology annotation, cellular component: dendrite; plasma membrane. The record is from RefSeq and is a predicted model, not a curated record. The coding region runs from base 195 to 620 and encodes 141 amino acids. Gene Ontology annotation, biological process: ephrin receptor signaling pathway; protein phosphorylation; axon guidance. Gene Ontology annotation, molecular function: protein binding; transmembrane-ephrin receptor activity.